CAGCCAUCUGCGUUGUUUCUAAAAGUAAACAUGUCUCCAUUGAUCGAGAUUACGUUAGUCAAGAUGAAAAAAAUAAAUGACUUCACAUCAUUGCUGCCAACAAGCAUCAUCAUCCUCAACACGAUAACUUAUAUCUGGCCAGGUUGCAUCCACCAGGGCCUACUAUUAAUUACACGCUCAUCUUCCCCUUCCUUCAGGCCAUUCAAAGAACGCUCAUGAUCCUAUACACACAUACGCUUGUAGCCCACUCCCAAAAUCCAUCCCUUGCACCCCAUAGACAAGUAAUGAAAAAAAACCCUCCCACCC
Molecule: messenger RNA, 306 nt
Organism: Trichoderma harzianum CBS 226.95
Lineage: Eukaryota; Fungi; Ascomycota; Sordariomycetes; Hypocreales; Hypocreaceae
Exons: 1
Coding region: 31-219 (62 amino acids)
Source: RefSeq, a predicted model, not a curated record